Mya arenaria is the source of this 8383-nucleotide messenger RNA. Its product is annotated as heparan sulfate 2-O-sulfotransferase 1-like. Gene Ontology annotation, cellular component: membrane. Gene Ontology annotation, molecular function: heparan sulfate 2-sulfotransferase activity. The transcript has 8 exons. Bases 122 to 1306 code for a protein of 394 amino acids. The record is from RefSeq and is a predicted model, not a curated record. NCBI's taxonomy places the organism in Eukaryota, Metazoa, Mollusca, Bivalvia, Myida, Myidae.
ACGAUGCGAAGUACGCUGCUGGCUUCAAAUAUUUUAUUGGUUUUCCGUGUUAACAGUGUAUGACAUUGUCCGUUCGAAAGAUAUAAAAUGGCUUGAUGAACAUACUUCAAAUUGUGUCACAAUGACUCUAUUGCAGAAACACAAUUCAAACUUUCAGAUGUGUCGUGGAUUAGUUUCUGUUAUUUUUCAAUUUAAAAAGAACAAGUUAUUUUUGUUCAUUUUGGGCUUGUGCACUUUCAUUUUAAUUCUUUUAUAUGAAGUUGCGAAACGGGAUAAAACAUUGGCUAUUUUAGGGGAUCACUUGUCUCGGUUCCAAAGCAAAUCUGUUAGGAGACACUUGACAGAGAGUUCAGACAUGGAUCUGGGCGUGUUUGGUGGGGAAGACCAGCUAGUGAUCUACAACCGAGUACCAAAGACAGGAAGUACCUCGUUUGCAGGCAUUGCCUACGAGCUUUGUUACCGCAACAAGUACCAUGUGCUUCAUGUGAACAUCUCGAGAAAUGCUCAUACCAUGUCCAUUCCUGAUCAGAUGCGUUUUAUACAGAAUAUUACAGAAUGGUAUGAGAAAAGACCAGCUAUAUAUCACGGCCAUUUCUACUAUAUCAACUUCCAAAAGCUGGGUUACAAUGACCGCCUUCCAGUGUACAUCAACAUCAUCAGAAAGCCCCUUGAACGCCUUCUGUCCUACUAUUACUUUGUGCGAUAUGGGGACAACUUCCGCCCACACAUUAAACGAAGAAAGAUGGGAAAUGAUAUGACAUUUGAUGAUUGUGUGGAGCAGGGCCAUAAGGACUGUGAUCCUGUCAACCUCUGGCUACAGAUUCCGUUCUUCUGUGGACACUCAUACAGGUGCAGGCAGCCUGGCAGUAGAUGGGCCCUGGAACAAGCAAAGUAUAACCUGAUUAAUAACUAUCUCCUGGUUGGGGUCACUGAAGAGCUAGGGGACUUUAUCGCAAUGUUGGAAGUGAUGCUGCCUCGCUUUUUCAAGGGAGCAAUGGAUCUCUAUAUCAAUGGGGAGAGGUCACAUUUACGGAAAACAAACAAAAAAGAUAACCCUAGCAAGUCUUCCAUAGCAAAAAUUGAGGAAUCAGCAAUAUGGAAAAUGGAACACGAGUUUUAUGAGUUUGCAUUAGAUCAUUUUCGAUUUCAAAAAAGAUUGACGUUCGCUGCAGUGGAUACUUUAGACCCUGAAACUGCUGCAGACUUGCAGAAUCAGCAAAGCUUUUUGCUGUCUGAUGGGCGACUCUAUGUUCCUAAAGGGUUACAGUUUCAUUAUGAAAAAGUUCGUCCAGACAUGCCAGGCUGAUGGAAAGAUUAACGGUUCUUUACAGUGUUAAAGUGACAUGAUCUUCCCAUCUGGAGACAAGUGAUAAUGACUGUGAUGUACAAAAUGCCUGGUGAAGAAGAUAAGUCCAAGUUUGACAUUGACCAAGUACAAGUACUUGUUGAUUGUUUUGACCUGAUAUUUUUCCAUAUUGUAAUGCUGAUAUUCAAUACUCUGCUAGACAGUUGAAAUGCAAGCAUUAUUAUGAAACUGCUGAAUGUUCGAAUUAAGCCUAGUUAUAUCAUUUUUGUUAUUAACAAUUGUUAAACAGCUUUAGUUAUGUUAAUCAAACGAGACAUUUUCAUAAAUAUUUAGAUAUAUGAUACAAUGUUCAAUGCAAUGUGUGUGUGCGUGCGUGCGUGCGUGCGUGCGUGCGUGCGUGCGUGCGUGCGUGCGUGCGUGCGUGCGUGCUUGCAUGUGUGUGUGUGUGCGUGAAGUCUUGGUUGGUGUUCAUAGAACACCUUUAGUCAUUUCUUAUCAUAAGUCAAUUUCCUCAAAUUUUCAUAGUCAAAUUAAAAGAAAAGUACAAGUAGUUCUAACAUAGUAGUUUGUAUAUGCAAUCAAAUUAAUGAAAAUAAUAUACUUCAGAUAUAAAUUAGUUAUAAUGUCAUAAAAUGAAUGAGAUGCUUAAUUGUAAAAAACGAUUUAAUUAAGGAAUGACUUAAGAUGUUUUAUGAAUUUCAGCCCUGAUCUAGUUUAUUUUCAAACUAGAAUAUAAGUAUUUGUAUAUAAAGUCUUCAUACACAAGACUCUUUCAUUUUUAGCUUGUCUGAUUUUCAUGAAAAAAUGUCAAGCAUUGUCAUAGCUUUGAUGUCAGAGGUAUUAUGCUAACAUUUGGCCAUAGUUUACAUCAAACUAUGUUCACUGUUGCAACUGACAAUACGCAUAUCAUCGCAAGGCCCAUAACUCUGCCUUUAAUAAUUGCUGAGUUGUGCCUUUCGACCAACUGAACAUAAACAUUAGACAAACAUUGGCCUCCCCUGUGUGCUAUCAUUUAUAACCAAUUAAGCCCCCGCUUGGGGUGCUCUCGCUGAUAAUCCAUUGGUUCCUGCUUUGGGUGCUCCCAUAAAUUACCCAUUGGGCCCCGCUUAGGGUGCUCUCACUGAUAACCCUAUGGGCCCAACUUGGGGUGCUCUUUUUGUUAUCUAUUUGUCUCAGCUUGUUGUGAUCUCACUGAUUAUCACUUGGUCCCCGCUUAGGGUGCUCUCACUGAUAACCCAUUGGUCCCAACUUGGGGUGCUCUUUUUGUUAUCCAUUUGUCUCAGCUUGUGGUGCUCUCGCUGAUAACCAAUUGGUCCCCGGCUUGGGAUGCUCUCUCUGAUUACCCAUUGGUCCCCUGCUUGGGGUCCUCUCUCUGAUAACCCAUUGGUCCUCGGCUUGGGGUCCUCUCUCUGAUAACACAUUGGUCCUCUGCUUGGGGUGCUCUCAUUGAUAACCCAUUGGUCCCCUGCUUGGCGUCCUCUCUCUGAUAACACAUUGGUCCUCUGCUUGGGGUGCUCUCAUUUAUAACAUAUUGGUCCCCUGCUUGGGGUGUUUUCUCUGAUUACCCAUUGGUCCCCUGCUUGAGGUCCUCUCUUUGAUAACCCAUUGGUUCUCUGCUUGGGGUCCUCUCUCUGAUAAGACAUUGGUCCUCUGCUUGGGGUCCUCUCUCUGAUAACCAGUUGGUCCCCUGCUUGGGGUCCUGUCUCUGAUAACCCAUUGGUCCUCUGCUUGGUGUCCUCUCUAUGAUAACCCAUCAGUCCUCUGCUUUGAGUCUCUCUCUGAUAACACAUUUGUCCCCUGCUUGGGUUCCUCUCUCUGAUAACCCAUUGGUCCUCUGCUUGGGGUCCUCUCUCUGAUAACACAUUGGUCCUCUGCCUGGGGUGCUCUCAUUGAUAACCCAUUGGUCCCCUGCUUGGGGUCCUGUCUCUGAUAACCCAUUGGUCCUCUGCUUGGGGUCCUCUAUCUGAUAACCCAUCAGUCCUUUGCUUUGAGUCUCUCUCUGAUAACACAUUUGUCCCCUGCUUGGGUUCCUCUCUCUGAUAACCCAUUGGUCCUCUGCUUGGGGUCCUCUCUCUGAUAACACAUUGGUCCUCUGCCUGGGGUGCUCUCAUUGAUAACCCAUUGGUCCCCUGCUUGGGGUCCUGUCUCUGAUAACCCAUUGGUCCUCUGCUUGGGGUCCUCUCUCUGAUAACCCAUCGGUCCUCUGCUUUGAGUCUCUCUCUGAUAACACAUUUGUCCCCUGCCUGGGGUCCUCUCUCUGAUAACCCAUUGGUCCUCUGCUUGGGGUCCUCUCUCUGAUAACACAUUGGUCCUCUGCCUGGGGUGCUCUCAUUGAUAACCCAUUGGUCCCCUGCUUGGGGUCCUGUCUCUGAUAACCCAUUGGUCCUCUGCUUGGGGUCCUCUCUCUGAUAACCUAUUGGUUCCCACUUGGGGUGCUUUGUUUGUUAUCCAUUUGUCUCAGCUUGUGUUGCUCUGGCUGAUAACCAAUUGGUCCCCGGCUUGGGGUGCUCUCGCUGAUAACCCAUUGGUUCCCGGCUUGGGGUGCUCUCGCUGAUAACCCAUUGGUCUCAGCUUAGGGUGCUCAUGUUGAUAACCCAUUGGUCUCAGCUUAGGGUGCUCAUGUUGAUAAUCACAUUCCCAAUGUAAUGUUUGAUAAUAGUCAUUCUAGUAUUAAAGUAUUUCCUGAGUCUUUUAAAGGAAAUUUUCUUUACGAGAACCAUGAUUUACUAUUUUAAAUAUAGAUAUAUAUAUAUAUUUAUAUAUAAAUAUAAGUGAGCUUUAGAAAAACAUACGAGUAGUUGUUUGGUUGUCAUAUUGUAUAUAUAUAGGAAACUAAUGCAGUGGGAAUUAUUCAGAUCAGGGAAUUGUCAUGUAGUUGUUUAUAGUGAUUCUAUUUGACUACUGUAUUAUAAUAGACUGUUUUAAGUCUUUAUAAAGCAGUCAGAAUCAGUCAAGACUGUAUUGAAAUUUGAUGACAUAGAGGACAAUUGUUUGUAUGUAAGAUAUUCUGAUCUUACUCUGAAACAAACAAUUAUUCUCUUUAAUAUAUCUAUAUAUUUCACUGUGAGUGGCCAUGAGUGAAUGAACCCAUAUUUGCUUUUGGUCUUGAUGGGCUGAAAUAUAUUGCAAUCUUGCAUUGAAACAAACAAUUUUAUUGUAUGUACAUGCUUAAAACUUUUAAAAAAUUACAAUAAAUUGAUAUUUAAUUGAAAAAUCAUGUCAAAAUUUAGCCAAAUGAUGUCAUACCAGUAGUUUUGUUGUUGAUUUUCUUUCAAGCACUGUGUUUAUUUACUUUUUCAUUUUUCAGGGGCUAAGAAAGAUAGAAAGGGAAAUUAUAUUUUUAUGUACUCAGUGUUUCAAUUAUGACUUUAUCAGGAUAUAAUUCUCUGGAUUUUUUCCAAUAAACCACUGAAAUGCAUGAAAUCAAUACUUGAUAUUUUUCUAGUACAUUAUUUUUCAAAAAUGGUCCACGUAAUAUGAAUAAAAUAGUGCAUUAUUUGUGUUGUGUAAUUACAUGGACAUUACCAAAUUUUCCUUUGGAUAAUUUAGGAUUAAUAGGAUAAAUAAUAUGCAGAGGAAAAUUAUUGAGAAGAAAUGGGUAAAAUCUCUUAAUACUUUGGUAUGUUUAUUACACUGUGUAACACAGGAAAAAACGAAACUGAAACGAUUUAUUUAAUGUCAUAAAUUUGAUCUAGUAGAUAGGUAAAUGAGGAAAUAGUUUUAGUCAUUUUCUGAAAAUUCUAACUGCAAACUAUAUAUCGUAUCGUUAUUAUUAAUAUAAACUGUUGCAGAUAAAGUUCUAAAGUUUUAUGUUUAUAAUUUGAUGUAGUGUUUUGUUGAGGUCAUGCACCGAGAAAAACAGGCAUAUCAUUCUUAAGUAUUAUGAUUUAUUUUCAAACGAAAUUAAAUCAAGUAUAAUUUGAAUACAAUGUAUUACCUCAUAACAAGAAACUAAUUGUCACUUUUCUCGACAGAACAUGUAUAUAUUACUUUUGUAUAUUUUGUAAAAAUUGUUAAGAUCUGUAACGAUGCUUGUACCAUGUAAAGGAUAGGGCUUUGAAGCAAGGGUAAAUAUAGAAGGUCAAAGAAUAACAUCUUUGUGUAAAAUAUCACAGACAUAUUAUUAACAAUCUAUAACAAUAUGCUCAUGUACUUUUUCAACUGUUGAGUUUAAAAAAAGCAAAAAUAGCUAAAUGAAUGAGACAAAAACACUUUGCAGGUUUCAUAGCAAUACUCAAUAGUCAUAACAGUGGUGUUCUGCCAGUGACUGUUGUCAAUGAAAUAUAUAGAUUUAUAGUGUAAUGAAAUAGUUUAUUUUGUGAAUCACAUGUCAAUGAUUGUAUGCUUUUCUGUGUAGUCGUUUGUUACCUCGACUAUUCAAAGAACAAGAAGGGCUCUCUACUCGCGUCUGUGUAGCAUUGGCGUCUGUGUCUUGAAUGACUUAAUCGGUCAAGGUUGUAGAGCAAGUUAUUAUUUUUAGUCUUAUCUCAAAGAAUGUUCAUUCAAUUGACUUGAUACUUCACACUGUUGUUCAGGGGCAUGAGACAUUUAAGUGAAAUGGCUCUAUUUGAUCCUAAAUAUAAAUUAUGGCCCCUGAUUGACUUAGAAAAAUGGUGUAUCUUUAAAGGGACUGUACACCAGAUUGACACCAAAAAAAGUGUUUUUCUGUAACAAAUCUCAGGACAUUUAUUUAAUAAAAUGUUUUACUCUUUGAUAUCAUAAUUGUAAAAAAAAAAUUACCAAAAUUUAAAAAAAAAAGAAGUCGGAGGCCGGGUUCAAACUAGUGUCACCAAAAUUGCAGUCCAGUGUUGCAUCCACUGUGCUAUGAAGGCUUACUUAAAUGGUUGGAAUAUUUAAGCUAUAUACCUAACUUGGUAAUAUCACAUGAUAACAUCGACUAGCCAAUCACAUAUAAGGAACGAAUCUUAGGUAGACAUACCUAGUAGUCUUUUUAAUGGAAAAAUACAAAAAAGUUCGAAAAAUGAAUUGAUUGUAAACUAUGUGGUACUUCAGUUAGUAAGUUUCAAUGCAUUGUACACUUCGAUACCAAGUUUAUUUUUUUUUAGCUUUUUCAUCAUACGGAGUACAGCCCCUUUAAGGCAUAUUCUUUUUUUAUACUACCUCAAAAACUGUUCAUUCAAUUGACUUGAUACCUCACACAAAUAUCCAGUUCCAUCAAACACUUAGUUAAACAACAACAAAGUUAGACAACUCAGUAUGAUCCUAAAUACAAAUUAUUACCCCUGAUUGACUUAAAAAGUUUGGUGAAUUAUCGGCAUGUUGGGGCUUUGAAUCAUAUCUCAUAUCAUAUCUGGUUUAUGCUAUUUACAUUACAGCGAACCUUAGUGUUCAAGGCCGCAAGACAUUUACGUUAGUUACUUCAGUAUGACCCUAGAAACAAGUCAUAGUCGAGCACGCUGUCUUAUGAUACUGUUACUUCCAUGCCUGUCAUUGUAUGUAUUUCUAAUGAGGUAUUUCGCACGAUACGCAGACAUCCAUGUCUGUCAUUGUUUGCUUUUCUGUUAAGUCAUUUCUUAUUUUACUGUAGCUUCUCAUUAUUUUGCCAAAGCUUCCCAAAAAUAUUUACUUAAUAACUUACUUUACUCAUUAUUUCUUAAGUUAUAACUCAAUAACUUACUCAGCACAUUUUACCUCAAGGUAUUACUUGAUAUCUAACUCAGCUAAUUUUAGCAUAGUACUCAUUAGCAUGGUAUGAAAUCUUAUUAUUUUUUUUCUGCUGGAAUUGCAUUUUCCUACAACUAAUGUCGAUAUAAACAAAUUGUACAAUACUUUUGAUAAAAAAUAUUAUAGAGCAAGAAAUUUAAUUAAGUAAUUACUGACAAAUUUCAAGUUAAACUCAACUGUUUAUUGGAUAUUUUAUUGCUUUAUUUAGAUAGUGCACAGCUAGUACACACAUUUUGGCUAAACAAAUAUUAAGAAAUUAAUCAUAAUAUGUAAAGAGUUUCUUAAACAUAACUGAAAGAAAUUAAAAUAGUGGGAAUUGAGUAAAUACUUAGGAAUCAAGACUUUAUUAAGACCCUCCAUGACUUUCACAUAUCUUUUUAACUGCCACAUUGCUAUUGGACUUUCACAUUUCUAUUUUUCACAUUUCUAUUGAACUUUCACAUUGCUAUUGAACUUCCACAUUGCUAUUUAACUUUGAUAUUGCUGUCAAACUUUCAUAUUGCCAUUCAAAUUUCACAUUGCUAUUCAACUUUCAUAUUGCCAUUCAAAUUUCACAUUGCUAUUCAACUUUCUCAUUUCUAUUGAACUUUCACAUUGCUAUUGAACUGUUCCAUUUUUCAACUUAAAAUUUGAGAGAGAAAAAAAUGUCAUGAUGAUAACUUAUGUACAAAAGUUUUAAAUAAUUGUGUAACAUGUGUUUUACACUAUAUAAUUCAGAUCAAGUUCUGCUUUGAUUUCAAUCCACUCAAUCAUUUGACAGGGUUAUGCCCCUUUUAAUUAGUUUUUGGUACAUAGGUUUGGAACAUGGGUUUAACACCAUAUGGUAAUAUGUUCAUGUGAUUAUUUCCAAAUGAAAAAAAGUUUACCGUUCUUUUGUCAGAAUGCAUUUCGGGGUAUUCAUAAUUCCUGUGACAACUCUAGUUUUUUAAUGUUUGAAUCAUGUUGUCGAAAAUACCUUUAAACUUAAGUCAAUGGAAUAAACAGUGCAAAAAUGCACCAAAAUGUAACAAUACUGAAAUGGAAAAUAAUGCAAUUUAUUCAGAAUAUUAUUUUGACAUUUCGAGUCUGACAGUGUAAUAUUUAAAUCUGUAGCUUUUAGAAGAUAUUUUUGAUACAGUAAAGGAUUGUAUACUUCACAUUGAAGGACUAAAGUCUUUGACAGUAAACAAUUUCAGGCCCUUGUAUGUAUAAGUUGAUCUUAUGAAAGACUGACAGGAUUUUGAUUUUAAACAUAUCGAUGUCAAAUAGAAUAGAUACAUUUUACAUGCAUGUUAUUGCUUUUUGUUCCACAUUUGUGUUUUAAUUGCAUUUAACAUGUUACUAUGUAGUUUAUACAUCCUCAUGUUUACCUAAAGUAACAGUGUAAGUACGUGAAAUAAAGUUCGCAAUAUA